Messenger RNA from Strigops habroptila (Kakapo), 7617 nucleotides. RefSeq names its product ankyrin 1 (gene ANK1). NCBI's taxonomy places the organism in Eukaryota, Metazoa, Chordata, Aves, Psittaciformes, Psittacidae. The record is from RefSeq and is a predicted model, not a curated record. Gene Ontology annotation, molecular function: protein binding. Gene Ontology annotation, biological process: signal transduction. The transcript has 44 exons. Bases 1131 to 6881 code for a protein of 1916 amino acids.
CUCUUUGCAAAAUCCAGAUCUGAGGCUUAUUUCUUAAGGAAUUGCUGGCAGCAGCCUCCUGACAUUUCACAUCUUGAAUGUCCACAGAUCUGUGGAGUCUGUGUAUAGGAGUUACUUGCCAUAUAAGAGUGCAAGAGGUCCACAAUGGCAAGUGGGGUGGUUCCUUUGCUCCCCUGGAAUAGCUCCUUUUGCUAAGAAGGCAAAGGACAAUGGGAAGAAAUACUGCAAACUCCAAAGGAAGGAAAACCAGUAGAGGUUUUCUCUGCAUCUGGAAGCAGUUGCUGUGUAUCCCGGGGCACACGGAUAUACUGAGAGGUGCAUAUACCAUGCCCAUGCUGCGCUUGGUGCUUAUUAGUGGGUGGUAACCGUGCAGUGUGUGCGUGCUUGUGUUCAGAUACGUUGGGUGUUGUGCUGACUGCGAUGUGUGCGUAUCUUUCUGAUCCACACAUCUACUCGUGCCCACAGGGUCUCUGCAUGGGAGAUGGCAAUGACUCAAUGCCUUCAGCUCCCUAAUGAGCGCCAAGUCAGUCCCACCAUGCACACUGGCAUCAGAAGGGCAGCGUGGCUGCAGAUCUCUUUCCUUUUGAGCUGAGCUACCCCUUCUUCUCUGGUUGCAUGUGUUGUCUGACUGCUGCUGCCUGAUCUCCCGCGUCUAUCUGUGCAUCUCUGAGCACGGGGAGCAGAAGGGCAGCACCUCUGGAGCGCUCAAACCCCAGCACAUCCUCCAAGGCCCUGACCCUCAGCAUCCAGAGGGUCGGGAGAGAACCGCGACCGGUCUCCUCGGUGGCAGGUAUUACCUGUGAAGUGCUGGCUCCGGGGCACGUCUGUGGGGCUGCUCCUCUGAUGUUCCCAAGGCAGCUCUGCCCCUUUCCCUGCACUUGGCAGCAGUCAUUUGCUUUCCGGAGGCAGCUUGGUAUUAAAUAUCCUGUCUGACACAAUAAUGGAGACAAAAUGAACAAAUUCCAUUAGCGGCUGGCGAUCCCUGCAGGGUCUGCGCCGGAGCGAGGAGCGAGCCUGUAUUUUUAGAUAGAAUGCAAUGCAACUCACUGGCUCUCUGAAAGCUGGGGAGUAGAUAACCAAGGAGGGAGAAGGGGGACGUGAGGCUCAGGUUUCAGCUCAAGUGCCGGACUAUGGCAGCACGAAAGGGCAGGUCCGGUCCAGACGUGGCUGCCGAUGCUGCGACCAGUUUCUUGAGAGCUGCAAGAUCCGGGAAUCUGGACAAAGCCUUGGAUCACCUCAGGAAUGGGGUAGAUAUUAACACCUGUAACCAGAAUGGGCUGAACGCCUUGCAUCUGGCCUCCAAGGAGGGCCACGUGAAGAUGGUGGUGGAGCUGCUGCACAAGGAGAUUGUUUUGGAGACAACGACCAAGAAGGGGAACACAGCUCUGCACAUCGCUGCCCUGGCUGGACAACAGGACGUGGUCCGGGAGCUGGUGAACUACGGGGCCAAUGUCAAUGCACAAUCACAGAAAGGCUUCACACCCCUCUACAUGGCAGCGCAGGAAAACCACCUGGAAGUUGUCAAGUUCUUGCUGGAAAACGGAGCCAACCAGAAUGUAGCCACAGAGGACGGCUUCACACCACUGGCUGUGGCUCUGCAGCAAGGGCAUGAGAACGUGGUUGCCCACCUUAUCAACUAUGGGACGAAGGGGAAGGUCCGCCUGCCCGCCCUGCACAUCGCAGCCCGCAACGACGACACUCGCACGGCCGCCGUGCUGCUGCAGAAUGACCCCAAUGCCGACGUCCUCUCCAAGACUGGAUUUACCCCCUUGCACAUUGCAGCCCAUUACGAGAAUCUCAGCGUGGCCCAAUUACUGCUGAACCGUGGCGCCAGUGUCAACUUCACACCCCAGAAUGGGAUCACUCCCCUGCACAUAGCCUCGCGCCGGGGCAACAUCAUCAUGGUGCGGCUACUGCUGGACCGCGGCGCCCAGAUAGAGACGAGGACCAAGGACGAGCUGACCCCUCUCCACUGCGCAGCUCGCAAUGGACACGUGCGAAUUGCAGAGAUCCUGCUGGACCACGGCGCUCCCAUUCAAGCCAAAACCAAGAACGGCUUGUCGCCGAUGCACAUGGCAGCGCAGGGCGACCACCUGGACUGCGUGCGCCUGCUCCUGCAGUACGGCGCUGAGAUCGACGACAUCACCCUGGACCACCUCACGCCGCUGCACGUGGCCGCGCACUGCGGGCAUCACCGCGUGGCCAAGCUGCUGGUGGAGAAGGGGGCCAAGCCCAACUCCCGAGCGCUGAACGGCUUCACACCCCUCCACAUCGCCUGCAAGAAGAACCACAUCCGGGUAAUGGAGCUGCUGCUGAAGACGGGAGCAUCCAUUGACGCCGUCACCGAGUCUGGCCUGACCCCCCUGCAUGUGGCCGCCUUCAUGGGGCACCUGCCCAUCGUCAAGACCCUGCUGCAGCGUGGAGCCUCUCCUAACGUGUCCAAUGUGAAAGUGGAGACACCCCUACACAUGGCAGCCAGAGCUGGGCACACGGAUGUGGCAAAGUACCUGCUGCAGAACAAAGCCAAAGCCAACGCCAAGGCCAAGGACGACCAGACCCCUCUGCACUGUGCUGCACGCAUCGGCCACACUGGCAUGGUCCAGCUCCUGCUGGAGAACGGCGCCGAUCCCAACCUGGCCACCACGGCGGGGCACACACCACUGCACAUCACCGCCAGAGAAGGGCAUGUGGACACGGCCCUGGCCCUGCUGGAGAAGGGGGCCUCACAGACCUGCAUGACCAAGAAAGGAUUUACCCCUCUCCACGUUGCAGCCAAGUACGGCAAGGUGGACGUGGCGGAGCUGCUGCUGGCACGCGAAGCUCACCCCAAUGCAGCUGGGAAGAACGGCCUGACCCCGCUGCAUGUGGCUGUGCACCACAACAACCUGGAGAUCGUCAAGCUGCUGCUUCCCAAGGGGAGCUCCCCGCACAGCUCAGCAUGGAACGGGUACACCCCCCUGCACAUUGCUGCCAAGCAGAACCAGAUGGAGGUGGCCAGGAGCUUGCUGCAGUACGGGGCUUCUGCAAACGCAGAGUCCAUGCAGGGAGUCACCCCCCUGCAUCUGGCAUCCCAGGAGGGGCACGCGGACAUGGUGACACUGCUCUUCUCCAAACACGCCAACGGCAACCUAGGCAACAAGAGUGGCCUCACUCCUCUCCACCUCGUGGCCCAAGAGGGACAUGUGCUGGUUGCUGAUGUUCUGGUGAAACACGGAGUCACAGUGGACGCAACGACCAGGAUGGGCUAUACCCCACUGCAUGUGGCCAGCCACUAUGGGAACAUCAAGCUGGUGAAGUUUUUGCUGCAGCAUCAGGCUGAUGUCAACGCCAAGACUAAGCUCGGCUACACCCCUCUGCACCAGGCAGCACAGCAGGGCCACACGGACGUGGUGACAUUGCUGCUGAAGCACGGCGCCUCUCCCAACGAGAUCAGCACCAAUGGCACCACUCCUCUGGCCAUCGCAAAGCGGCUGGGCUACAUUUCGGUCACAGACGUGCUCAAGAUCGUCACGGAGGAAACAGACAUCCUGUCUGUUGGUGACAAGCACCGCAUGAGCUUCCCAGAGACUGUAGACGAGAUUCUGGAUGUGUCAGAGGACGAAGGCACUGCUCAUGUCACAGUAAUGGAGGAGGAGCUGAUGGUGCCAAAGCCCAGGACACCAGAUUCCAGGGACCAGGAGGGCAAGAGGGAGAUGCUGGAGUUUGUGACUACAGCGACACUGGACCAAACGAUGGAGUUUCCAGCCAUCCCGCAGGUCCCCUGCGUCACGCCUGAGACUGUGGUGACCAGAGCAGAGGACACUGAGCAGCCUUCCAAGGAGUUCGAUGAGGACUCGCUGAUCCCCAGCAGCCCCGCCACGGAGACCUCAGAUAACAUCAGCCCCGUGGCCAGCCCGGUGCACACAGGGUUCCUGGUGAGCUUCAUGGUGGAUGCCCGCGGCGGGUCCAUGCGGGGCAGCCGGCACCACGGGCUGCGCGUGGUCAUCCCGCCCCGCGCCUGCGCCGCGCCGACCCGCAUCACUUGCCGCCUGGUGAAGCCGCAGAAGCUGCCCGGGCCCCCUCCGCUGGCUGAGGAGGAGGGUCUGGCCAGCAGGAUCAUCGCCUUGGGACCCGCCGGUGCCCAGUUCCUCAGCCCUGUCAUUGUGGAGAUCCCACACUUUGCCUCUUAUGGGCGCCGAGACCGGGAGCUGGUGGUGUUGCGCAGCGAGAACGGCUCUGUCUGGAAGGAGCACCGCAACCGCUAUGAGGAGAGCUACAUGGAGCAGCUGCUCAAUGGCAUGGAUGAAGAGCUGGAGAGCUUGGAGGACCUGGACAAGAAGAGGGUCUGCCGCAUCAUCACCACCGACUUCCCUCUCUACUUCGUGGUCAUGUCACGGAUUUGCCAGGACUGUGACAUGAUCGGCCCCGAGGGAGGCUGUUUGAAAAGCACACUGGUGCCCAUGGUCCAGGCCACCUUCCCAGACACGGCUGUCACCAAGCGAGUGAGGCUGGCCCUGCAGGCGCAGCCCGUGCCCGACGAGCUGGUGACAAAGCUGCUGGGGAACCAAGCAACCUUCAGCCCCAUCGUCACGGUGGAGCCGCGCCGGAGGAAGUUCCACCGCCCCAUCGGCCUCCGCAUCCCACUGCCACCGUCCUGGAAAGACAACCCCCGAGACAGCGGCGAGGGUGACACCACGAGCCUGCGCCUGCUCUGCAGUGUGAUCGGAGGGACAGCCCAAGCCCAGUGGGAAGACAUAACAGGCACCACGAAGCUGAUCUAUGAAAACGAGUGUGCUAACUUUACCACCAACGUGUCUGCGAGGUUCUGGCUGGCCGACUGCCCGCGCACAGCCGAGGCCGUGCACUUUGCCACCAUGCUGUACAAGGAGCUGACGGCCGUGCCCUACAUGGCCAAGUUCGUGGUGUUUGCCAAGAUGAACGAUGCCCGGGAGGGCCGGCUCCGCUGCUACUGCAUGACUGAUGACAAGGUGGACAAGACUUUAGAGCAGCAUGAAAACUUCACCGAGGUGGCCCGCAGCAGGGACAUUGAGGUGGUGGAGGGGAUGCCUUUGCAUGUUGAGCUCUCAGGGAACCUGGUGCCCGUCAAGAAGGCCACUCAGCCCCGCACCUUGCUCUUCCAGUCCUUCAGGGAGAACUGUCUAGCCAUCCCCAUCAAGGUUCGGGACAGCAGCCGGGAAGCCAGCGGUUCCCUGUCUUUCUUGCGCAAGGCCAUGAAGUAUGAGGACCUCCAGCAUGUGCUGUGCCACCUGAACAUCAGCAUCCCACCCUGCAGCAAGGGAAGUGGCAGUGAGGAGCGGAGGAGGACGCUGACGCUGUUGUCUCUGCGGGAGCGAUACAGCAUGCUAAGUGAGACCAGUUUCGGCUCCCUGAGCAGCACGGACAAGGCAGACCAGAAGAUAGUCGACAUAGCAGAGCAAUUGGGCCUCAGCUGGGCUGAGCUGGCACGUGAGCUGCAGUUUGGGGUGGAUGAGAUCAACAGGAUACGCGUGGAGAACCCCAACUCCCUGCUGGAGCAGAGCUUAGCCUUACUCAACCUCUGGGUCAGCCGCGAGGGCAAGAGUGUCAACAUGGAGAGUCUGUACACGGCGCUGCGGAACAUCGACCGCGGCGAGAUUGUCAACAUGCUGGAGGGCUCCGGGAGGCAGAGCCGCAGCCUGAAGGGCAGCUGGCGCUACACGGAGAGGGACUAUUCCCUGUCACCAUCCCAGAUGAAUGGUUACGCUUCGCUGCAGGACGAGCUGCUGUCCCCUGCCUCCCUGCAUUACACGCUGCCAUCCCCGCUGCGCGCCGACCAGUACUGGAAUGAGGUGGCCAUCAUGGAUGCUAUCCCCGUGGCUGCCACCGAGCAGGAUGCCCUGAUGGAGAUGUCCGACAUGCAGGUGUGGUCCUCGGGGCUCACCCCCUCACUGGUGACUGCUGAGGACUCCUCUCUGGAGUGCAGCAAGGCUGAGGACUCGGAUGCCACAAGCGAAGGCCGGUUCCCAGGGCAGCUUCUAGCAGAUGCGCAUGGCCCAGACCACAUGGGCUCUAUGGACCUGGUUGAGGAUGACACAGUGGACUCAGAUGCUAUGAAUGGCCUGAUUGACCUUCUAGAGCAGGAGGAGGGGCAGAGGCCAGAGGGGAAGAUACCAACCGGUGAUCGCCAGACAGAGACUGGGGAACAAGAACCGGAGAGUGAAGUCUCUUUUGUUUCAGUUCAGCAGAAGGUGCAAGCCAGGAUCACAACAUCACCUACCAUUACCCACAUCAUGGAGAGGAGCGAAGACAGGCUGAGGGACUGGAAUGCAGAAGGCUCCUUUAUCUCCUGCCUACAGGACCUGACAGAGGGCUCCUGGCAGGAGGGGGUCACCCGAAGCCUGCUCCCAGCGCACACCACGGCCUCCGGGGCACAGGGCCAGGAGCAAGAGCAGGUCCUGGUGCCGGCCGUGGAGCUGAUGCGGGUCAGCUCCACAGAGGACAGCGACUGGCAGCCCCAGCACCCCACAGGCAGCUGGCAGGAGGAGGCAGACAGCCACUUCUUUGGGCAAGUGAGGGGGAAUGAAGUCCUUCACCUCCCUGGAGAGCAGGUGACGGAGGAGCAGUUCACGGAUGAUCACGGCAAUAUCAUCACCAAGAAGGUCAUUCGGAAGGUGGUGCGUCAGCUCGGCCCCGGUGACACGCAGGAACAGGAGGAGCUGAUUCUGGAGGGGGACACCCAAGACCUGGAGGCUGAGGACGAUCACUUCAUGAAGUACCGGGAUGGUCUGGGUGCCAUCCUGCACCGGGAUGGUCUGGGGGCCAAGGAGGAGGUGCGAACGCGUGUCCCGAAACCGGAGUUCUCCGGGGGCAGGAUGGGGGCUCAGAUAGUGAAACGAGCCAGCCUGAAAAGGGGGAAGCAGUGACCCCUCAAAUGGCCUCUUUUGAGGAUCUCACCUCAACACCAAACCACUGAACUCCACACACGUUCUGACACAUACCUGAGGAGGGAGGAGAGGAGAACAGAGAGUGGAGGGGAGCAGGGCUGGCUGUACAUGUUUCUAUAGGCUAAUGGCAUGAUUUCUGUAUGAGACAUACUUACCGUCCUAUCCGCAUGACUGACUGACUGCAAGACGCAUGAGCUACAGUACUUAAAAUGGACGGAGGGGCCUCCGUCCCUGCCCCGCUGCUGCCAGAGCCCAGAGGCAGCAGCACGCACCCGGGGCAUCCUCUCAGCUCCUCUGGGAGGCAAGAGCUGGACUGACAGAAAACGAGAGGUGUGUAAAUGCAUCCCUGUGCCCGCGCUCCAGCUGCAAGAGGGAAGCUGGGGCAGCACGGAGCUGCUCAUCACGAGGAGAGGGGCUUCACCCCCACAUCGCCCGUGCUGCCUCUGCUGGACUCGCUUCUCAUCCCGCUCAGUGAGUGCUGGGUUUGGGGGGGAGCAGAUGCCGGGCUGUGCGAGCAGAGGGGUGCAGGGAGCAACAACUGCCCUGGGCAGAGGGGCUGGUGCAGGGCUGCCCUUCCGCUCCCCAGCACAUGCAACGUCUCCCGCCAGGGCAGGGCUCUGGGCUGAGCACUGAGCUCGUUGCUUGUGUUGAAAGUGUAAACUGUACAGCAAUCAGCCUUGUGUAUAUGAACCAAUAAAUACUAUGCAAACCCCUA